AUGGCGAAGCUGGUGGCGACGGCCAAGGCGCUGACGACGCGGGCCGUGUUCGGCGCGCACGGAGUCGUCGCCAUCUGGCAGGUGACCGUGUUCAAGCGGAACCCGGCCUUCUGGUACCUGUGCACGCCCGUGCUGCUGCUGCUGUUCGAGGCCGUGUUCACGCUCACGGUCAAGGACAGCCAGGAGUGGAAGUGGUUCUGCCCCAGCGUGUUCCUGUACCUGGGCAGCAUCGUGCCGUCCAUCUGGCUGCUGGAGCUGGACAAGCUGGACCGGAGGCUCCAGGCGCGCGCCGCGCCCUUCAACAUCUCCGCCAUCCGCCUGGACGACCUGAAGGGGCUCGACGAGCUGUUCGGGGUGUCGCUGAAGCUGGAGGUGGACGCGGACACGUGGGUGACGCUGAUCGAGCAGUUCCUGAUGCUGGUGCUGAUCGUGGGCCGCUGGAUGCUGCCCAAGGGCGACCUGACGCGCGACCAGCUGUCGCAGCUGCUGCUCGUGUACAUCGGCACCGCCGCCGACAUCAUCGAGUUCUUCGACUCGUUCAAGGACGAGCGGGUGGCGCGCGAGCCGGUGCUCGUGCUGCUCACGCUCGCCAUCUGGACGUGGAGCCUGCUGCAGUUCACGGUCGUGCUGACGGCCACCAAGUCGCGCAAGUCGCGGCUGAGGGCCGCGCGUCGCGGGCGGGGCAGGGCCCGCUGCGCCGAGUGCUGCAGCAUCGACGUGUGGGGCAUCGCGCUCAACAUCCUGCUGCAGGACGCGCCCUUCCUCGUGUUCCGGCUGCUGCUCAUCUGCCACUACCGCAUCAUCAGCUACAUGAACGUGUUCUUCACCUGCAAGAACACGCUCGUCAUCCUGCUGCAGCUGUACCGGCUCUACGUGGUGUACUCUGAGGCGCGCCGCGCUCGGCGGGGGCCGGCCAGGCGCGCCAGGCGUCGCCCCGCUGUCGUCGCCGGCGCCGAGGUCCUCGCGCGCCCGCGCCGCGUCAAGGACCUGCGCAUGAUCUCCUCGCUGAGCGGCGAGCGCAGCCCCAGGUCGGCCGAUGACGUCUUCAGCCCCGACGAGGACCUCGACUGCCUCGAGCUGGCGCCGGCGCAGCGUCGCAAGCAAAGGACCCGGCCAGCGAUGCCGGGCCGCAGGGGACGGCAGGACACGGGCUACUCCACCGCCUCCAGCUCCAAGGAGUCGCCCCGCGUCUUCCUGGCUUUCUCUAUGACAUACAGUUCGAUCUAG
Molecule: messenger RNA, 1227 nt
Organism: Bacillus rossius redtenbacheri
Lineage: Eukaryota; Metazoa; Arthropoda; Insecta; Phasmatodea; Bacillidae
Product: transmembrane protein 26
Exons: 7
Coding region: 1-1227 (408 amino acids)
Source: RefSeq, a predicted model, not a curated record